Molecule: messenger RNA, 1317 nt
Organism: Canariomyces notabilis
Lineage: Eukaryota; Fungi; Ascomycota; Sordariomycetes; Sordariales; Chaetomiaceae
Product: HET-domain-containing protein
Exons: 4
Source: RefSeq, a predicted model, not a curated record
AGUCCGGUGUUCAAAAUGGGGGCAUGUGCGUCUAGAGAACGCCCUUCCUGGAUUCAUGACAAUUUUGAGGUAAGAUCCAUAUUACGCUGCUGUUGCUAAGGCGUCAGGUUUUCGAUCUAACACAAUAAAUAGAAAGUAUGUUUUAGCUAAGUAUCGGAAGGUCCCUCUUACGUUAAUCAUACGUUGGAGGUAUUGCGAAUGGGCUAUGGCCUAAUAAAACCCGCUGACCUUCGCGUGUGUAAUGGUAUAGGGUGUAAGUGGAUGCCUCUGAAAUGGAUGAGAUGGUGAUGAUUGCUGACCUUGGUGUGUGUGGUGGUGUAGCCUGGCUCGGUGGAGGGGAGGACUACCUUGUGCUCUCGCACUGCUGGGGCCGCCCAACGGCAGAAGAGAAGAAGCAGUUCUGCACUACCAGCGAAAACUACGGACCUCGAAAACGGGGCUUCAGCUACGACGAGCUGCCGAAGACAUUUCAAGACGCAGUUCAGGUGACUCGAGCGUUGCAGAAGCAGUACCUCUGGAUCGACGCUCUCUGUAUCAUACAGGAGGGACCCGACUGCGACUGGGAGAGCGAAGCUAAGGUCAUGGCAGAUAUCUUUGCCGGCGCCUACUGCACCAUUGCCGCGAGUUCAGCAACUGGCUGGGGAGAUGGGUUCCUGGAGUUACAGUCGGAUCCUCCGGACAUUGGAGCACAAGACACUCCAAGCACACCGACUGGGUGUACGUGUGAUUUCUACAAAGAUGUAGAUGAGGGUGCCCUUAUGAAGAGGGCUUGGGUACUGCAGGAACGGGUGCUUUCCCGUCGGAUCAUCCAUUUUACCGCGGCGCACACAUACUGCGAGUGUGGAGACGGAGUGCUGUGUGAACAGCUGACAAAACUGACCCCGCCAUAUGGAAAAAAAUACUUCAUCCUCGAUCCCAGCUUUCCGAGUAGACUCCGCGAGAGCGGGUAUAUACGAACCGUCGAGUUCAUCCAAUUCCUCUUUGAGAGAUAUUCAACAUCCGGCCUUAGCUAUGCAACCGACAGGGAUGUUGCGAUUCACAGCCUGGUCAAGCAUAUGGGACAAGUACUAGGGACUGACGGCAGAUACGGCAUCUUCCGUUGCUUCUUUGGUCACCUUCUCCUGUGGAGGCGAACUACUGAGAACAAGACACCCCAAAUCGACUACAAGAGAUUUGUACCGUCGUGGUCUUGGAUGGCAUAUCCCGGAGGCAUCAGUUUUAUCUGCGAAGCGAGGAGGCGUCUAAAGGUUGCCCGCCUCAAGGACCUUAACUUUACCGACGAGGGAAAGGCGCUAAACGUCCAAGUGAGGAAGUUUG